AUCGAGUGAGAUGGCGAUGUUGGUUUCUUUCGUUUCGUUGACGAAUAUUUUCAUAUAAUUCUGUAAAUUCAAUGCAAAACAAAGUAAUUUAAAUGAUACAUUACUAGGGGAUAGGUGAAAUAUAUCCGUGUGGUCUAGUUAUAGAGUGAGUUUUAGCAAACGUGCGAACAUCGUGAUUGUGAGGUCAGACUAAAAAUAUCAGGUAUUCAACCACAGGUGAUGGAUGAGACUUCAGAUCCUCACAUGGAGACAGACGUGUCGUCCACAACAGAAGAUGUGCCGGAGAUGCAGGAGGUGUCCGGUUCCAAUGGUAAUGUUGUAUUGAUAGUAGAGAAGAUAGAUGAAGAGCAUGAGGCGGCGGCACCUAAAAGUGAUGAAAAAUCUACUCACGUGAGUGAAUCAAGCUCUCCUAGUAAGUUACAGAAGCAACAAUCUUCUCCACCACAGAUCAAAACCAUACCUGAUGCUGUAGUCCCAAGCAAGCCACCUAUGAUUCAAAAAAUAGUCUUAAAACGUCCUUCUAAACCAAUUUUUACUUUAGACCAACUUAACAAUGCUGUUAUUAUAAAUAAAGAAUCAAAACAAAUACCACUGUCAACUGACUUACAUUCAGAGGACAGAACAGUUGAUUCAUCAGGUAAAUUUGAAAAUCAAAAUUCCCCAACCAAGAAAAGUCCAGAAAUCAUAAUUAAAUCCCCACGUAAGGAUGUAGAUGUUGAAAUAAUACUGAAAAAAACAUUCACUAAUGUUCAAAAUGAGAUGCAGAAGUCUCCUGAGAAAUCUGCUAAAACAAAGGCUGAAUCUACCACAAAUUAUUCACAGAAAAUUAUUCAAAACACUCCAGUCAAAGAGCAGCCUAAUGUUAAAACACCACCAAAAGAACAGGUAGAACAUCAAAAGUCUCCACAGAAAGCUCCUCUGAGAUCACCUGCAAAAGAACAGGAGGACUCCCAAAGAUCUCCACAGAAGAAUUCUGUUAAAACACCAACAAAUCAACAGGAGGGAUCACUAAAAUCUCCACAGAAACCUGUUAAAACACCAAUAAGAGAAUAUGAAGAAGCUCAAAAAUCACCAGAGAAAGCUAUUAAUACACCAACAAAAGAUUUUAUGGAACCCCAGAAAUCCCAACAGCAGGCUGCAAUUAAAACACCAACAAAGGAACAGGGGGAAAUUCAAACACAACAGAAGACUCCAGUCAAAGAUCAGCAAGAAGCCGAAAAACCUACAAAAACUUUCACUAAAGAACUGACAAUGGAUCCUCCAGAAACUAAAGAAGUUGUACCAGCAGAUAAAAAAUUGAAUGGUAACCAUGAAAAUUGUGACAAUAAUAAACCUCCUACUAUAAAUAAUUUGGUUUCCAUAGAAAUUGAUAGAGACACUUCAAAUGACUCACAAUUGGAAAGUCUGGAAACUAUAGAAAAAGACCACAAUAAAAGCAUUAGCAGAGAACUCAAGUCGCUAAUCAAUUCUGCUAAAGAAUCUAAAAUAAUAAGUGAAUGUACUCAAUUAACAAGUAAAACUAGAAAGUCUAGGACAGCACUAGAUUCCUCAAAUCCACUAAAUACAUCUGUAGAAGCAGAUAAGAUUCAGCCUAACAGAAGAAUUAGCACUAAUUCACAAAAGAGCAACUGCAGUGAAAAAUCUGAUAAAAUGGCUGUCAAGAGAUCCAUGAGAUCUCAAAAUCCAGAGUUUGUUAACAAAGUGAAGUUAUUCCUUCACUCUGUUACUAAAAUUCACAAGGAUUCUGAUGAAGGCACUGAUGAGGACAUGGAAGAUCUGAAAAGCAAAGAACCACCACCUGAAAUGAGAGCCAGCUCUCCUAAGAAGAAAAAAAUACCUUUAGUGGAUACUGCAGAGAAACCAACCAAGUUGAGAAUAGACCCUUACUGUUGGAGAUGCCAUUGGGCCACAGAGCAGCCACCCAAUGAAAAAGCCCAUCCACCAAUGCAUUGCACGGUGUGUCCGAGGGCUUUUCAUUUCAAGUGUCUGUCUGGUACAGAGCGCAAUAAAAUUAACACUGAAAAGAAUUGGGUGUGUCCUGAGUGCAUGUCUAUAUUGCAUGCUGAGAGUUCAGAAACAAGAUCACCAGCUAUGAAGAAAAUAUCGUUGGGUAUGCUAUGUGAACUUCUCAAAUUUGCUUUACAAAGGAUGAUGGAUCUCAAUGGGGUUGACCCAUUCAUGCAGCCAGUGGACCGAACGGCGUUCCCCGACUACGACAACUACGUGGUGCAUCCGAUGGACCUAUCGCUGAUGAAGGAUAACAUUGACGCGGGACUAUACGGAAGCACUGAGGCGUUCCUUGCGGAUGCGCAAUGGAUACUGCACAACAGCAUUAUUUUCAACACAAAUUUGUUAUCCACAGUACAGUCGAAGUUGACAGGCGCCGCUCGCGCGUUGGUUCGCUCGUGUCGCGCGGAGAUGGGCGAAAUCGAAGCUUGUUCGGAAUGCUAUAAAGCGGCGCAUGCGCGUAGACCUACUUGGUUCACUGACGUAUGCACUACGCCACAUGUACUGCUGUGGGCGAAACUUAAAGGUUUCCCGUACUGGCCAGCGAAGGGCAUGUCCAUAAACAACUCUGGUCUAGUGGAUGUGAGGUUCUUCGGAGCGCACGACCGCGCCUGGGUGCCAGCCAAGGACUGUUUCCUGUACUCGGAGAGGGACCCAAACAACUUUAGGACUAAGCGGCAGGAUAUCUUGGACAGUAUGCAGGAAGCAGAACAGCACAUUCGUAACAUAUCCCGUAAAUACGGCAAGUUUGUGUACCCGCCGUUCAAGACGCAGUUCGACCCUUCGAAGCUGACAGAGCAAAUAAAAUUGAUGAUUCCCUCAUUCGAGGGAGAAGUGAGAUCGUCAAUCAAAGACAAGUCUCAGAACUCGUCGCCUAGCCUGAACAAGAGCAGGGGGAACUCCAGCAGAUCCAACUCCAAGAGCUCCAAGGAAGGCCUCGAGGGUGAUACAAGUGAAGGGGAGGAUACGUCAACAGUUGCUACUCGUAAAAUGGCGGAUGGGGCAGAAAUCGCCAGGGAAGAGGAUGGCUCUGUCGAUAAAAAUAAAACAUUGGAAGUGUCACAGACUCCAGCCAAAGAAAAUGAGAAAUCUAGAAAAAGACGUCAUUCUCAACUCGAAGAAGCUGUCAUUACUGUCAUGGAUAUAAAUGUUAAAGAAAAGAAGAGAAAGGUCGAAGACAAAGGAAAAUCUGACAAUAAGACUGAACCGGAACCUACUACUAGCAAAGAUGUUGAAAUGAAGAUAGUUGAAAACAAAAAGACUGAAUUAACACAACAGAAAACUGAAAACACUCCUAAAACAAGAGAGAAAGUUUCGACUCCUACACCGAGUUCAUCAGAAAAAAAUUUAACCCCCAAAGUCGCGCCGAUUAGAAUCAUCACUACGCCCAAAGGAAACAGAACGGCUAUCAGAUCGAGUACGCCUAAAAUAAAAUUUGUCACUAAGCCUGAAAAGAGAUCGUCGACUGAAAAGAUUAGUAGUAAGGAUGAAAAGAAACACAAACGUAGAAACUCAAAAACUAAAACAUUGAAUAGCAGUAACCCAACUCCAGGAAAAGACAAGCUCGAAAAGAAGAAUAAUGAUAAAAGUCUUGACAGUUCUACAAAAGAAAAAGUAAAAGAUACUAUUGACAAAAAUAAAGAAUCAGUAGAAAAGACUACGAAAACUAAACAGAAUUCCGAGGGUAAAAUAAAAGAUAGACUUCAGUUCGAUGAUGACACAAGUCUGGCAGUAUUAGCACGGAGAAGUAAAGAUAGUGAAAAUGAUGUGUCAGGUCUCCCCACUAUUAGCAGUGUAAUGAGUCUAUCAACUACAGCCCAAAUUGCUAUGACGACGACAUCCCAACCCGCGACAUCUGCUAUAGAACUUAUGUUACAAACGAACUCCAGGUCGAGUAUCUUCACACCUACCAGUAAAGAGAACGUUAGCAACAUGAAAGACGCGGUGAACAAAUUGCAGCAAUUGAAAGAUACGCAGCAGUCUUUGGUUGGAAAAGUAGGGGUCCGAGCAUUUGCGCGCAUGACGUCACCGCCAAUGAACGCGAGCAAAGACGUCGAAGUGGAAAUAAAGGCGGAGCCGAUCGAUUUGGACGACUCGGAUCGUCAAAUGGAGAAGAUGGAAGUGAUGAACGCGUUCCACCUGAGGCCGGUGAAUCCGCCGUCGAAUUUGCGGGAAGUGAGGAUCAAUAAGUUGGUCGUUGCUCCUUUGCCGAACAACGCGAGGCGCGGGAAGGUAGUGGAGGUUAGACCGCGAGCUAAGAAAAGUUUUCCCCAGCCGGCGCGGCCGGAAGGUCGCUCGGAGUUGAACGGCAAGAACUCGAUGGUGUACAUUCCCAUCCAGCCCGCCAACACGCCGGGCCCGCGUCCGCCCAGCACCAUCACCAUCACGCCUGUCAUGCGACAGCCCACGCCUGCUACUACUUCAAACAGCUUAUUGAAAUCCACGCCACCUUCGAUGGUCACUAUGUCGUCAACAUCUAGUCCUGUAGUGUCAGUGGCCAGUUCUCCAAUCCAAGGCGGGCCCACAGUGGGCCAGGCCACAGUCCACACUGUCCCACUUAUCACAUCUGUCAACGGCCAAUGGACAUUGGCGCUGCAACCAGUUAUGUCCGUCGGUGCAGUAGAUAGUGAACAGCAACCAAUGGUAAACGGUUCGCCCGAACGGCUACCAGUUCCUAGUAUUACUACAAUAAACAACUUGAACGUUGGCGGCCUUGCCAACGUAAACAAUAUCGGCAGUAUUGCCAACGUGAAUAACGUAGGCAGUCUGGCCACCAUAAACGCUGUCAGUCUAGCCAACUUGAACAACUCGAGCAGUGUUGCCAACGCGAACACCAUCGCAGGAACGAACGUGACCGGUGUUACCAACAUAACAAGCAAUGUUACUGGAACCGCAACUAUUCCGAUAGCGGCGCCUGCAGUGGCGACACCUGUGCAAGGAGCGAAUAAAGCGAAUGAUACUGGUGGCAAUCCUGGCGAGCCCCCUCGGUUGCAGCAGCGGCCAGCUCUGUUGCACCCUCUGGACGCCCGCACGCUGGUCGCGGCCGUGCCCACGCCCUCCGCCGCGGGCCCGCUUACCGCCAAACUCAACCAGAACGCUGUCAAGUUGGCAGACUACUUCCGCACGCUUCUAGAAGACUCUCUAGAACAUUUGGACGAGCCGGCCGCUCAAGUGACGUCACUCAAACUGCAGCUAGAACAGAUGCGGUGGCGACACCAGCAGGAGAUCGAUGAGAUCAACCAUAACCACGAGCUGACCCUGUCGGAGAUGCGCACGUCGCUGGAGAAGGAGCGCGCGCGCGCGCUGGCGGACGCGCGCCGCGCCGCGCGCGCCGACCUCGAGGCCGCCGUCAGCAUAGCCAAGGCUAAGCAAUGGUGUGCCAACUGCAGCCAGGAAGCGCAAUUCUACUGCUGCUGGAACACCUCGUACUGCGACUACCCGUGCCAGCGCUCACAUUGGACGCAGCACUUUGCUGUCUGCACGCAGAAGAGGUCGCAGGACGGAAACGCAAGUGCCGACGCGAACAGUUCUCCGCCCGAGAGACUUCAACCACAGCCAGAGAAUCUCCCAGCAUUACAGAAGAGUGCGCCGAAGCUGACGGCGGCGAAGCGGCCGCCGCCGCCGCCGCCGCAGCAACAAGACUCCAUUAUAAUGAGCGUGAUGGAGGACGCUCGCGGCAACCAGACGCUGAAGUGUGUGGGCACCUACAAGCCGCCCGCCCCCGCCUCCUCCGUCCUCCUCAAUAAACAGAUGAUCAACAACGACGACAACUCCAAUAAGAAAGUGGUGACUACUGGUGGAUACCUCAUUGUAGGAGGUGGAGUUACGAACUCUGCGACUGUCGUAUCACAGUCUAGGAAAGGACCCACCAUCCAAUAUUACUCAUAAACAGACUUACCUUUCUGAACUGAUCAUUUGUUUAACCAUGUGUGCUGACCUGCUGAUACUCCCGAGGUAGAUCUGCAGAAAGUUGGAUGUUCUGGGUUCGAUUUUUGGUGAACAGCGCGUGACUCGCCUGCUAUUUUGUAGGCAAUAGCAGUUCACCGCACACGUUUAAAAACUAUAGACAUUACAUUUUAUCUAUGGAAAAACUUUUAAUGUAAAUAGAGCAUUUAUAUUUGUGACAAAUGAAAGACUUCGUUAAAUAUUUGUGACAAACUAAGAAUUCGAUAAGUGAAUCUAAUUUUAAGUGUACAUAAAGUAUUUUUGUGAAAUGUUUUAAGGCAAUGCUCAAACAUGUGUUGGUAACUGAUCGAUAUUGGAUUGAAUUCUAUGUGGAUGAAAUUCGCCAGUUCACUGCCAGUGUGGCUAAUCACAGCCUUAUUGGAUGUCGUAAUGUUAUUUUGAUAAUUAAAUUAUAGGUUAGUGUUCAGGCAACUAUCGAAGUUGUAAAUUUUUAAGUCUCAAACAGUCAACCAAACAACAAACUAUUGAUCGACGCGGCGAAGGUAUCGAAAAGGGUAUUCAUGAAAUAGUCUGUGACACAGGAGUCCCCAGGCAUUCUUUUGAAAUUAUGUUUGUUCAAUCAUGGUAAAAAAAGUAUUAAAUUUACUUCACUGUGAAUAUCAAGAUAAUGUUUUCUUCACUUCUGGUUUCAAAUGGACUUAAUUAUUCCGCUGUCUUGCUUACAUGGCGGGAUCUUUUACACCAAAACAAACUACUUAAUAGGGGGAAGCCUGUUUAAAACCAGAAAUGAAGUGUUCACAUUCACGAGUCCGUAGUGGACAAUCGUGGCACAGUUGAUAAAUAUUAAGGCGGGCUUGUGCAAAGUGCAACAAAUUUUUACUAUUUCGACAGGGAACUUUUCAAAGUACACAUCGCAGCUAAGUUAGAAACAACACAUAUUGUACAAAUUUAAACUUUACCACAUGGUAUUUUUAAUGACCUGUAAAUAUUGUACAUUUUAUAUUAAAGAAGGGAAUUUUUUGUUCUCAUGCAAAUUGGAUAAUUUGUUAUACUCGUAGGCCUUGCUUACACGUUGUUGUCAUAAUAAUAAAUAUGCUCACUGGAGAAAAAGCAGUGUAAUUGUGGUAUUAUCUAUUAGAAAAUAAAGAUUCGGUUAUGCAAAUGUAUUGUACCUAUUUCUAAGUACUGUGUUCUUAGAAUUACGAAUCUAUGCAAUAAUUGUGCUAAAUGUUUUCUUCAGUUAUAAAAAUAGAAAUGUGUAGGUACUAGUGUAUAAAGUCGUAAAAUAAUUUGAUAAAUACUACCAAUUUUAUUGAAAAAUAAAAUUUCAUUUCCAAUUUUAUUGUAACUAAGCUGCUGUAAGUUUAAGACUGCUACUAUGUUAAGUUCAUUUAUUGGCUCAGAUAGAACAUUAUGUUAAUAAAUUAUGCAACUUAAUUUUACAGGAUGGUUGUAUACAAAUCAAGUGUCUUGUUGCAAUUUGGUUAAAUUUUUCGGUGUUGCUUGUGCAUUCAACUAUUUUAUUCAUAUUUUGAUACAAGUCUGUUGCUAACUACACAAUUUGUGAGAAAAUACAAGUUACUGUAUGUAAAUAUUAUUCUGUUUUAAUGAUGCCUCCUAGGACGUAAUGUUAAAAUUUUAGUUUCAAUAAAGACUAUUCAGAAACUA
This is a messenger RNA of Plodia interpunctella (Indianmeal moth), 7581 nucleotides long. Its product is annotated as MYND-type zinc finger-containing chromatin reader ZMYND8-like. The transcript is spliced from 21 exons. Gene Ontology annotation, cellular component: cytoplasm; nucleus. Gene Ontology annotation, molecular function: protein binding; transcription corepressor activity. The record is from RefSeq and is a predicted model, not a curated record. NCBI's taxonomy places the organism in Eukaryota, Metazoa, Arthropoda, Insecta, Lepidoptera, Pyralidae. The coding region runs from base 220 to 5895 and encodes 1891 amino acids.